Molecule: messenger RNA, 1173 nt
Organism: Lathyrus oleraceus (garden pea)
Lineage: Eukaryota; Viridiplantae; Streptophyta; Magnoliopsida; Fabales; Fabaceae
Exons: 3
Coding region: 1-1173 (390 amino acids)
Source: RefSeq, a predicted model, not a curated record
AUGUGUUUUGCUGAUGAUAUUGUGAUUUUUGCGAGAGGGGAUGUUGGUUCUCUUCAACUCAUUAUGCAGGUGGUGGAAAAAUUCACUAACUCAACUGGCUUGCAAAUGAGCAUUCCUAAAAGCAAGCUAUUUGUGGGAGGGGUAGAUGGCAUAACUAAAGGAAACUUGCAGCAAGCAACUGGAUUCUCUUUGGGGCAGCUUCCAGUCAAGUAUCUUGGAGUGCCUCUGAACAGUAGAAAGCUCACCAUCAACAAUUGUCAAGGGCUGCUAGAUAGAAUGACUGUUAGAAUUAACCAUUGGUGUAGCCGUCUUUUGUCGUAUGCAGGUAAAUUACAGUUGGUGAGAAGUGUGAUGUUUGCUAUAACCAAUUAUUGGAUGCAAAUUUUUCUUCUACCCAAAAAGAUCAUUAGGCUCAUUGAAAGCAUGUGUAGAAGAUUCAUUUGGGCUGGAAAUGACGAGAAGAGUAAAAGAGCGCCGGUGGCCUGGGACCAUGUUUGUGAUUCGAUUGCAAAUGGUGGAAGGAACAUCAUAGCCUUAGGGGAGUGGAAUAAAGCCACCAUUGGCAAGCUUCUCUGGAAUUUGAGCGAGAAGAAGGAUAAAAUGUGGGUUAAAUGGAUGCAUAUUUACUACUUGAAGAAUGGAGUGAUUGAGGAAUACCAGCCCAACAACAACAGUUCUUGGUUGAUGAAGUCCAUGUGUAAACAUAAAGCUGAAUUGAUGUCUAAUGAUGCUUGGGUUGAAUUCCAGGCUAAUAAUAUGUAUAGCACUCGAAGAAUGUAUCGGCAUCUGCGUGGGGACAAGCCAAGAGUUGAUUGGAGGAGGUUAAUGUACAUAAACAUGGCUAGACCAAGGGUUGUUUUUACUCUUUGGCUGGAAAAUAGAAGCCAUUUAUUCUUUGAGUGUGCAAUCACAAAGAAGAUUUGGAAGGAGAUUCUUAAUAGGCUUGGGCUUGGUUAUAUCCAUAUUGAUUGGAAUGAGCAUACUGCUUGGCAACAAGCCAAAGGGAAGGGCAACAAAAUGCGUAUUUUCAAAGCUGCACUGGCUGAAACGAAGUAUGGUCACUACUCUAGUGAUUGUCCUGAAAAACAAAAGAAUCAGGAAACUGAUGCAAAGUUUGCAAAGCAUGAAGAAGAAGAAGAGAUGUUGUUGAUUGUCACGACAAGAGAUGAAUAA